GUGUGCAUAUUCAUACAACUCUAUUUGGUGAAAGGAGGAGACUUUUAGAGAGAGAGAGUAGGGGAUGGGAAAUGUAGGAGAAAUUGAGGAAAUAGAGAAGUGGGUUUCACCAGCUGCAGUCAAAAGAUCAAUGCCUAUUCUGUCUUUAAACCAUGUCUCAUUUGUUUGCAAAUCUGUUCCUGAAUCUGUAAGGUUCUAUGAGGAUGUUUUAGGAUUUGUACUCAUCAAAAGACCUUCUUCCUUCAAUUUUGAAGGAGCUUGGUUGUUCAACUAUGGAGUUGGCAUUCAUUUGCUUGAAUCAGAUAAAGUCCCAUCAAAGAAAGGUGCAAUCAAUCCAAAAGACAACCACACUUCCUUCCAAUGUUCAGACAUGGAUCUUGUUGUUAAAAAACUAGAGGAGAAGAACAUUGAGUAUGUGACCGCAGUUGUAGAAGAGGGUGGCAUUACAGUUGAUCAGCUCUUCUUCCAUGACCCAGAUGGCUACAUGGUUGAGAUAUGCAAUUGUCAUGUUCUCCCAGUUCUUCCUCUUUCAUCAUGCCCUCUCAAGCUACCUAAAUCCAAUGGGAACCUGACAUCACCAACACACUAUGAUGUGUCUAAGUCAUUUUUCUUUAAACACAAUCUUUUGAUCUCUGUCAAAAGUUGGAUGGUUACAUAUUUGAAUAAUAAUGCAGGGAAUAGAAGCUGGGAGAUGGCUUGCUCCGGAGUUGCUUCUCUGAUGAUGGAGAACUUGGCGGUGGACAUGAUGGACAUUUCAAUCUAACGAAUUGGAUUGGACGAGUGAUCAACGCAAGUUUUGAUUGAGUAUUCUGAAAAAAUUGUUGUGUAUGCAUUGUAUAAAAAUAAGUCGCUGGCUGGGGGACCGGGGGUGUUCAGCUUUGGGUUUUGGUUGUGAGGAGUUUCUCAAGUUCCAUUGAAACAGUAUGCUUCUUAAAUUGGUUUGAUUUUGUGGACAA
Hevea brasiliensis (rubber tree) is the source of this 956-nucleotide messenger RNA. RefSeq names its product glyoxylase I 4. Lineage: Eukaryota; Viridiplantae; Streptophyta; Magnoliopsida; Malpighiales; Euphorbiaceae. The record is from RefSeq and is a predicted model, not a curated record.